Ixodes scapularis (black-legged tick) is the source of this 2053-nucleotide messenger RNA. RefSeq lists its product as uncharacterized. NCBI's taxonomy places the organism in Eukaryota, Metazoa, Arthropoda, Arachnida, Ixodida, Ixodidae. The record is from RefSeq and is a predicted model, not a curated record. The transcript has 8 exons. The coding region runs from base 414 to 1517 and encodes 367 amino acids.
CGGGUGUGUAAAUAAGUAAAGUCUGAUGAGUAAAUUUAUUAAUACUAUACACUACAGAUAUUUUCUUCUUGAUGUGUUCUACUUUUAAGUCACAAAAUAAAAUAUAAUAUAAUUUAUUAACUACAAAAUGCAUACACGGUUGGUUUAGCCUAUUUUAGACCAAUGGCUUAGGUUGGCAACAUACGUUCCCGCCGGUUCAAGUGGUUCAAGUAUGGUUUAAGUUUGGUUUAAGCGGUCUAAGUUUAAGUUUGUAUCGCGGCUCGCACAAUUGUGGCUCGCACGGUUCUGACCUGACAACCGUGGCUCUGAAACAUCGUGAAGACAAGUUCUAGUAGUUACGGUUCGAAGUGCCUAACGGUCAGGCUGCGUAAUCCCACUGUGGCACCGACGCACCUGCGUACCCUGCGUGAAACAUGUUCUCGGUCGCCCAUUUUAUGAAGACUGAUGACGUGGCCGUGGUUCCAACACGCUGGAUUAAGAACGGGACAGCUCCCUGGCCACCGUUUAAAAAUACUGCAAAAGUGAACAGUGCAGUGAGGGACAGAACGGAGCCAGGCAAAGACUGGCCAAAAUUUGCCUGCAGGGUCAUGUCAUAUACAGACAGUUACGAAGUUGCCCGCAAGAGGUCCAUAAAGGCGGAGGAAGAGUCCGACCUUACAUCGGAAGCAGAGACAUCGCAAAAAAGAAUACGGCGACCUCCGACAUUUUUCGAUGACUACCUCACUGACAGCAGCGAUGAGGAGGGAGUAACUGAAGAACCACCUCCAGAAGGUGACAUUGAAUUUCUCGCUGAGCCCCCACCGCCACCACCUCUUCAAAGAAAAAGUGGAGCACAUUGUGGAGGAGCAGGCCAAACUGAUGGUGAUGACUUGGUGUUGCCCAAAGGAAGACCAAAAAGUGCAUCUUCUUUGAACUGCUCUGCUGAACCUUCAAGCAAAGCUUUGGUCACAGUUCUUAGGGAACUUGAGUGUAUUAAGGCACAGUUGACAAGCAUGGCUACAAUGUUGGCCAGAAUACAGAUGCAUGUGAAUGCUGAUGACCCUACUGCCAUGGCUGGUCCAGUCCAUCCAGAAGACCUUCCAGUCUAUCCAGUGAAGACAAGAGAGGAAUUUGCCUUCCUGGAGGCUAGCUUAAAAAAUGAAGCCAUUUUUGCAAAGCUAGUGAAAGAGCUUGGCCAAAUUGGAGGUAGAGAUGUAGCCUCUACAACAAAAACGGUGUUUAAGAAACUUGUCGGAGAUGAAGUUGCCGUCUUCUACAACAGAACCGGGCGAAACGGAAAGCAAGAAGCCGGGAAACUGAAGAUCUUUAGCCUGAUCUAUGCUGCUGUACGUGUAACCCGCAAAACUGCAACAGACGACGAGAUGGGCCGCGCCAUUGGUGAUUGGCUGCGCUUCGCCAACGUCCGGCUCCGUGCUCAAGGUUCAUUUGGCCCCAUCGACAAGCGCUGCACCAACAAGCUCAGCUCCGGGUCGUCACAAGGUGUAUUUUGUCGCGUGUUUCAAUGUUGGUUUGCUUGAGCAGGAGGACUGACAACUACUAGGUACAAGUGACUCAACAACAAAUUAAAGGAUUUGAUAGCAUGUUGGUGGGAGUUAAGAAACAAACAAAAGAGAGACACUUAUGACAAGAGAUGCCACGGGUGUACAGUUCAACUAGCAACAUCAAUAAACUACCACAAGGCAUUAUUUUAUUUUUGCUAGUUGAGAGAUGUACCUGUGUUGUCUCUUGUCAUAAGUGUUUGCUACUUUGUUUGUUUUUUGCAAUCAAUUCACUGUUUUAAGCACUUGAACAAGAUUGUCAUUUUCUUUUAGUUCGUAGUUAUGUGGGAAAUCAGGUCAGCCUUUUUGCGGCUCUAUAUGAACUCUCUUUCCCACUAGGAUAUUUCUAGUACACCCUAAUUUCUUGAGGGGUUUCCAAACCUGCAAACCAUUGUCACAAAGCUAAAUUUCGAAUUAAGCUACACUGUUAUGUUUUCCACGUAUUAUGAUCAUUUGCCACCUCAAAUUUAGUUUCCGGCACUCUGUAUUAAUUAUUUUCUUGUUUUGUUUGCAGC